GGUUCGGACAGGUUGCGGGAACAUAAGAAGGAACAUAAGAAGCCACACAUAUGUGAAUUGUGCAGAAGAGAGUUCAAACGUUGGCACAACUUGCAGGAGCAUAUGAGGAUACAUACCGGAGCUGUAUACCAAUGCCAAUUCCCGGGGUGCGGCAGAAAUUUCCAACGUUCGUAUGACUUGCAGGGGCAUAUGGGGAUACAUCGUCGGUUAAGACGCCUGCAGCCAGCCAACCAACUC
This is a messenger RNA of Neurospora tetraspora, 237 nucleotides long. RefSeq lists its product as uncharacterized. The annotation marks the transcript as partial. The record is from RefSeq and is a predicted model, not a curated record. Gene Ontology annotation, molecular function: DNA-binding transcription factor activity, RNA polymerase II-specific; RNA polymerase II cis-regulatory region sequence-specific DNA binding. The transcript has a single exon. Gene Ontology annotation, cellular component: nucleus. NCBI's taxonomy places the organism in Eukaryota, Fungi, Ascomycota, Sordariomycetes, Sordariales, Sordariaceae. Gene Ontology annotation, biological process: regulation of transcription by RNA polymerase II.